UUUACAUGUUAUCACGGAGCGGCUCUCAGACAGGUGCCGUGGAAAGGGCAGGAGAUUCUCCGUGUAUUAUUCGGCACGCGGAAGUGCGAACGCAGCGCGCGUCCCUGUGGCUGAACGACAAGAAGCCACCGGUUCCUGAUAAACACCAGAACUGCUGCUGCUGCUGCUGCCGCCAACAUGGCACCCAGAGAUCCUCUGCUCGCCUCCCUCAAAGUGUGUGUCCUGAACAUGCAGUCAGACGGAGGCGUAGUGACGGACUCCAGUCCUCACCUCCCCUCCUGCUGCGAGCUGCUGGAGCUGGUCCUCAGAAAGGGGCUGCAGCAGCCAGUCCUCAGUCUGGUCCAGAGAGAUUACUGGCAGUGCUUUGAGCAACUUCCUCAUCAAGACACCUGUGGCAGGCUCUCUGCUCUCUCCCUGGCCGUUGAGCAGACCAGAGUUUGCAGGAAGCUCAUCUCAGCCCAAGGCCGGGGCCGCUACCUGCUGCGACUGGCCCUCGGCCGCAAGACUCUGUCGCAGUUCUUCACCCACCUGCUGCACGCGCCCAGAGUCCUGGAGUGGUACAGUCCCACGUUAUCAAUCCUCAGGAAUGAGGAAUUUGUCGGUGAGACGUUUGAGCCGUUCAUGUCGCUCCUGCUGGUUCUCUCUCACAUGGAGUUCAAGCUGGACAUGGAGAACUGUAGUUUUCUAGAUGAGAGCUGGCUACUACCGGUGUGUGACACCUAUGAAGUCGUGCCGUGUCGGGAAGUUGGGAUGGUUUUAAGGUAUCUAAGUGGGCGUGUCUUCAUCCUGGACUUGGUGCCUGGCAGCCAGGCUCAUGUUGACAUGUUUGUCUCCUCUGGUGACAUCAUCGAUGAGAUCAACGGGUCUUCCCUGAGAAACUGCAAAAAUGGACAAGCAGGCGUUGUUCUGUCGCGUCUCAAGGGCUGCCCUCUAUCCAUCCGUAUUCUGCGAUGCAGGGCCCAGGACGGAACGAUAUAUCGUCCCCUCGUCAAAAUCUUGAGGGCCCUGAGGAUGGAGAACCCCAAUGCGCAGCUCGGCCUCACUCCCCAGCAAAAGCAAGCCGACGUCGGGCAAAAGCCUCCCGGCGCCUCCCAGUGCCUCAAAGAGGGAAGAAUCGUCUAUGUUGUGAAGUACUUGGGGAAAGCAAACAUCGGAAUGUUUGGAGGAAAGGAAGUCUUGCAGCAUGCAAUUCCUAAGGUGUUGCAUAAAAACCAGCCAAGCAAGGAGGUGCUCUUAGACCUAAAGGAAACACACUUGACGUGUACAGACAGAAAUAGUAUGAUGAAGUUGUUUGAGCAUCACUACCCAGAGGUUUCUUGCGUGGGGAGGUUUGCCCAGCCCGGAUACACGAUAUUUGCCUUCUGCGUGGCAGAUUCUCCAGAAACGCCUCUGUCUUCUGGGUUUUGUUGUGUUGUGCUCAAAGCCGGCAACACGAAGGAGUGCGAGGAGAUAGUCUGCCGCAUUGGUGAGGCCUGCUGCUCAUACGGUCACAUCAACGUGAUGCAACGCGAAAAGUGAGGGGCCUUGUAGGUGGAAAAAAGGAGAACAUUUCCACCAAAAAACUCAGAAAAGUUGAAAUUAAUUCCCCCCAAAAAAAUUCUACAAAAAAAAAAAAAAAAAAAAAAAGGAAAAUUUGGGGUUUCAAAAAGUCGAAGAUUUUCUAGAAAAGUCAAAAAUGUUCACCUUUAGAAACACCGAAAUUUCUAAGAUUUUUCUAGAAAAUCUUUUAAGUUAAUCUUAAAAUUCGAGGGGGGAACGGGAGUUCUAGCAAAUUUUUGAGUUUUUUGGUAGAAAUUUACUUUUUUUUUUCUGUCUACAAUUGCCCUAAUAUGCCGUCGCAUUACACAGAUUCAUUUCACGGAGAUGUACGCUGUGGUUAUGCAACUUAUGGCUUGAAGCUAAUGCUAACCCAAUAAUUCACUUUCUCAGAAAUUUGAAAUAUUUGGCUAAUAAGAGUUUCCAAUCCAGAAAUGUAAUGACUCACUUAAUGACCAAGUGCAGGGACAGAUCUAGAAAAAUAUAUAUGGGGUGCAGCAUAUACUAUAUUAUAUAUACACAUACACAAACAGCCCAUAGACCCUACUUUAGACUCACCUGCUUUGUAAACUAUUGGUAAGAUGCUAAUCAGCCCUAUGAGCUUAAGACAAGUGUUAAGCCAGGCUUCUAUUACAAAUCAGGUUUACCCAUGUGCCAAGUGGAUGCAGCAUUUAGGUAAAUCCCAACAGAGUGUUCCUGACCGCAUUAGCAGGCUUUGCAAUUUGAUCCAAUUUUAGAAGCACCUUGACGUUAAA
This is a messenger RNA of Gambusia affinis (western mosquitofish), 2291 nucleotides long. RefSeq lists its product as uncharacterized. Gene Ontology annotation, molecular function: protein binding. Bases 178 to 1518 code for a protein of 446 amino acids. The transcript is spliced from 15 exons. NCBI's taxonomy places the organism in Eukaryota, Metazoa, Chordata, Actinopteri, Cyprinodontiformes, Poeciliidae. The record is from RefSeq and is a predicted model, not a curated record.